Molecule: messenger RNA, 2157 nt
Organism: Schistosoma bovis
Lineage: Eukaryota; Metazoa; Platyhelminthes; Trematoda; Strigeidida; Schistosomatidae
Source: the annotation of a GenBank genome assembly
AUGGGUGAACGUAAGUCUGAUGGUCAAUGUGAGUCUAAGAGCUGUCGAAUCCAUUAUACCCGAGAAGAAAUCCUGGCAGUUAAAGAAAAUGCGGUUUCUACUGCUGAAUUUUCGGACGAAUUCUCUCGGAUAAAUGCUUCUGUUAUGCGUUCAACUCGCGGAAGGCCUAGACCCAAUUCUUUUUCUAAAACUCAGGGAGGUGAGAAGACUCGAGAUGCUUCUAACAUAGUCCUCGGUCCUCAAAAACGUUCGUGGAACACUGGUUGUCAUGUCUCUCAACAGCCUCAAGGUCGUGAAACAUCAGAUGCAAACAAUUCUACUCGUUGGCCUAAAUUUAACUCAGAAAACCGAUCCUACGACAAGCAGCAUUGUAAAACGACUAGUGACUACAAAAGAGAGUAUCGGUCCAACGAUAUUCGUGGCUCCGGUCGAGGUCGUGAUCGCGGGCUGGGAAAACAUGCUGAAAGUGCUCCGUUUGUUAAAAACCACAGCAGAGAAGACCGUUACAGUCAUGACCGUCGAAUUUCUUGUUCGCACAGCGAUGAUGAACCUGAGUGGUUUGCAGAAGGUCCUACCACGGUUAACGAAACGAUUGAACUUGGAGGAAUUUUAGAAGAAACCGUGGAAUGUGGCUCACUCAGAAAGUGCGUAGGAGUGGAAAAUGAUAUUUCGCAAGUUGAUGAUAGUAUAUUGACAAAUUCGAGCAUUAGUAAUAGAAACGUCUUUGAUGACAAAGCCUUGGAAGACGGCAGCAAUGCAUUCCCUGAACAACCAAGCAAAUCCACAACGAGUGUCACGGAUCAGGUGAUGUCCGAUAAUCAAGGAAGCCGUUUCAAACACCUGUUUCAAAAGAAUGAGAUAUCAGAUGAAAAUAAGCUUCCGAACAAACCAGCUUCUUUAGACAAUAUCAACGAACAAUUACUUAGGUUGCUGAAAGGUCCGUGCGGAAAUUCUGCCAGUCAUCUCAGUCCUGAAAAGAACAGUGGUAUGGUAUCUACAAAUCCUAAUUCUUUUUCAACUCUUCAAGUUGAAAAUAAGCUUCGCUCUAUUCUACUUGGACAUGGCCCUGUUAAUUCCCCGAAUGUUGGGCCGGUCAAAGAAUCAAAACCAGCAGUACUAACUGUUGAAGAAAUUGAAGCUCAGCUUAAAUUACCUCAAGGAGAUUCAACUGAUAUAAACGAAUCAAUCGAUCCAAUCGUUGAUCCUCUUACUCAUUAUUCGGAUCCUUUCAUAGAUGAUCAAGCCAUUAAAUCUCGUGGCAUACCUAUUGGCUCAUCAAAAAACUGUAGCUUGUUUUCUCAAUCAGGAACGACUUCCAAUCUGGUGCCUAUUUUGCAAUCACUGAUGAUCAGAAAACAGCAAAACUCCGUCUACUCUCAGUCUACAAAUCCGCAAAAUUCACACUCACAUUUUGGACUGGUCUCAAAUUUUAUGGGAGAUGCCACGUCUGCAGGUUCAUGUAUUAGUCGAUUGCAAAACCCAGGUGUCCCCCUUGACGUACCUUGUGAUGUCGAUCUACCUUCGCAUGGUCCCCUUCGUCAAAUUUGGAAUGGCACGAGGGAUGUUGCUUCUCACACAAGCCCACAACUGCACCCCUUAGGUUUGUAUCCUGAUGCAUCUAGAUUUCAAACUAUUAAAACUCCGGACUCAGGAUUACCUGGAAGACCUAUAGUUAAGGCUCAACAAAAUAUUUUCGCUGAUUACAACUCAAAUAAACAGGCACCAAACUCUGCUUUCAAUAAUAACCAAAGCCAUUUGUCUGUCAAUCCAUCAGUUCACCAAGAUUCUAGCCAUCGUCUGCUUGAUAUGAAUGUGAAGCAGUUCUACCUUGGCAGUACUGAGCCAUCAAAUCUAAAUAAUUCUCAUGGAUCUUUACCGUGUUCAAAACAAAACUAUGGAAAUUUAUUGCCGUUCCAAAGCUCAAGCCCAUCACUAGCGUCAUCUAUUAAUUGGAAUAAGAAUUCCUCUGCUCAACACCAAACUAAGGUUAAUGAAUCUCUAACUAGUAAUGGAAGUUUGACUUUGUUAUCACAACUAGUUGAGUGGGAAAAAUCAAAGCAACCACUUAGAUCUAAUCCAUCCUUUAAUCCAACGAAGGCAAAAACGCUAGAAGAAAUAGAACAAGCAGAGUCUUCAAGAACUAAUAUAUUCUUUUGA